Chara braunii is the source of this 1425-nucleotide messenger RNA. The record is from the annotation of a GenBank genome assembly. NCBI's taxonomy places the organism in Eukaryota, Viridiplantae, Streptophyta, Charophyceae, Charales, Characeae.
AAUCGGCAAAUAGCAACGAAAGGCACAGCGCUCAUUCGCUCGCUCGCUCGCAAGCUGGGAAUCACCACACAGGCCUGCCGCCCGCGGCAAAGGCCGCCAUCCACCGCAAACACAUCUUCACACCCGCCGGUCUGCCGCUCUGUCCACUCUUCCUGCAAGCAAUCGGGCACCUCCAGUGAUCUCUCUCUCGCGGCUAUCUCCGAUCGCCCGUCGAGUCGUCUACUUCAUCUUUUUUUGCUGUUGCUUUCACACCAGCACCAGGCCGUCCCUUUGUAGUCAGCAGAGGCUCUCCCCUCCCCCCUGCCUCGUCGCCAUCAGAUCACCGUCGGGACCAAUUUCUUUGAGACGUCAACACGAUUGGCAUGAUGAAGACCGUGUCAGCGGGCAACAUGAUCGGCACUUUCCUGUUCGUGGCGAUGGCGACGAUGCUCGCUUCAUCACCCGCGGGUGCGGCUCCGCUCACGAACUGCGAUUUUUUCACCGCCUGCAGCAAGUGGGUCAUACCUACGCUGAACAUCUGUCCUGGUGGCGACAAGGCGUACACCCAAUGCAACGGCCGCAUCAAGCACAAUGUCAAAACUGACACAGCGACGGUGGACAUCGCAACGCAGAAUGUGAACUCUCAAUGGUGUGGAAUGAGCGCCAGUGAGAACGGUCCGUGGAACACAAUCAAGUGCGCCAACAAGUUCACCACCAUUCAGCAGUGGGUCCACAAGAGGAACCUUCAGGAUGACGCGCCAUGGUUCUUGAACAAGUACAUCAAGAUCCAAAUCUCAGCCGCGCAGUACCAGGGAGGAUGGGGCAAUUACAACAGCAAGGGGAACCCCCGCGACUGUGUCAUGAUCAAGACAUCUAGCUUCUUCGCCAACCCCAACGGCACUCCGUGUUCCCAGUGAAGUAUGGUCACCGCCUCAACAGCGACGGGAAGACGCACGCCAGUACAAACUGUACAAUUGACAAUUGCCGAUGCAUCCGACAAAAACGUUGCAGUCCAAACCCGCAGAAGCUAGUCGCAUCCCAGUGUAAUCAUGCCCUAAGCAGCUGGAAGGAGCGCUUUACUGUGCCAUUCUGAAACUCAGUUUGUCUUGUGUGCACACUGCACAGCAGCACGAAUGAAUGUGAAGCUGACAGUUUGAUGAGCUCACCAAGGAAGUAACUGGGAAUCCUACGUGGUGGCUCUUUUGAUUGUCAGCCAAGUGAGUUUCCCGUCUUUACCAUGCGGAGACCGAAGGCGGCACCAUAUGAAGAGUAUACAUCGGUUGUCGUCGAAGACGAGGAGAAAUCACAUUGAUCAGGGUGGAUGUCAUGAUGCUGAUCGGUGUUGCAAAGAAUGGUCAACGGAUAGCUCUGUACCUAUAUUACCGUUCUAGCAGAAAACGUUCGAAAUAGUGCCAAAGCUAUCUGCCAUGAUUAAUACAAGACGAC